This is a messenger RNA of Symbiodinium necroappetens, 290 nucleotides long. The record is from the annotation of a GenBank genome assembly. Lineage: Eukaryota; Dinophyceae; Suessiales; Symbiodiniaceae.
GCUUCGGUUUUGUUGCGCGCGACGACGGUGGACGCGGGGCCAGGCACGGGCGAGGGGACGUCUUCCUGCACUUCUCGGACCUGGAGCCUGGCAUCGGCUCUUCCGAGCUCGCCGUGGGCGCGCGGGUGAAAUUCUACUGGGAGCCGGCGGACGCGCAGCGCGGGCCUGGGGGCCGCGCACGGCGUGUCUCCCUCACCGAGCUUCCGGAGCCUGCCCGUUCCCCAAAGCAGGAGGGGUUUCAGAGUCAGUCUCAGCCAAGCGUCUCCACUCCUCGCACCCCACCAUCCUGA